Molecule: messenger RNA, 1924 nt
Organism: Bufo gargarizans (Asiatic toad)
Lineage: Eukaryota; Metazoa; Chordata; Amphibia; Anura; Bufonidae
Gene: METTL16
Product: methyltransferase 16, N6-methyladenosine
Exons: 10
Coding region: 164-1786 (540 amino acids)
Biological process (GO): rRNA base methylation
Cellular component (GO): nucleus
Molecular function (GO): 23S rRNA (adenine(1618)-N(6))-methyltransferase activity
Source: RefSeq, a predicted model, not a curated record
UAACCGCCGGCUGCGUCAUGCUCUCCGGUGUCAUGCACGCAGAGUGGCCAUCAUGUGCAGCACUAAAGCCGUCCGGAAGUGAACCAGUUGCACGUAAAGUAACCAAUCAGAGGCCUUUUAUCAUUUCAGUGCAGGUUACACCAUGACAGCAGCGAGAUAAGGAAUGGCCCUUAACAAAUCGAUGCACCCAAGAAACCGCUACAAGGAUAAACCUCCUGACUUUGCCUUUUUGGCUUCCAAGUAUCCUGAAUUUAAGCAGCAUGUCGAUGUCGGCCUGUCUGGAAGAGUUGGCUUGAACUUCAAAGACCCUGGAGCUGUCCGUGCAUUGACCUGCACCCUACUGAAGGAAGACUUUGGUUUGACUAUCGACAUACCCCUUGAGAGACUCAUUCCCACAGUACCACUCAGGCUAAACUACAUUCACUGGGUGGAAGAUCUAAUCAACUUCCACGAUUCUGACAAAACAACAGUCCGACGAGGGAUUGACAUAGGUACCGGUGCGUCCUGCAUCUAUCCUUUACUAGGAGCCACUCUGAAUGGCUGGUAUUUCCUCGCCACCGAAGUGGAUGACAUCUGUUAUAAUUAUGCCAAGAAAAAUGUUGAGCAGAAUCAUUUGGCGGAUCUCAUUAAAGUGGUUAAAGUCCCCCAGAAAACACUUCUGAUGGAUGCAUUAAAAGAGGAGUCUGGCAUCAUCUAUGACUUCUGUAUGUGCAAUCCUCCUUUUUUCGCCAAUCAGAUGGAAGCUCAGGGAGUGAACUCCAGAAACCCCCGCAGGCCACCCCCGAGCUCUGUGAAUACUGGGGGCAUUACAGAGAUCAUGGCUGAGGGGGGAGAGUUAGAGUUCGUAAAAAUAAUCAUCCAUGACAGUCUUCAGCUGAAGAAGAGAUUAAGAUGGUACAGCUGCAUGCUGGGUAAAAAGUGCAGUUUGGCUCCAUUGAAGGAAGAGCUGCGAAUACAAGGGGUUCCAAAGGUAGCACACACUGAAUUUUACCAGGGGCGUACUAUGCGUUGGGCACUGGCGUGGAGUUUUUAUGAUGAUGUGACCAUUCCGAACCCCCCUUCGAAAAAAAGAAAAUUGGAAAAGCCACGUAAGCCCAUGAUGUUUUCUGUGUUGGAGACGACAGUGAAGAUGCUUAUGGACAAGUUUGACUGUUCAGUUGACUCUGAACAUGUCCCCGUGGUCACGGACUGCUUAAAAAAGAUACUUACUGAUCUGAAGGUACAACACAAACCUGUGCCCUGUGGGAACGGAGAAGAAAGUUUAUUUUUGACAGCAAUUGAGAACUCCUGGGUGCACAUUCGGAGAAAGAAGAGGGAUCGAAUGAGACAACUGAGAGAGCUACCUCGAGCUCCUGAGGAGAGUUUUCUGCUAGUUCAGAAAGAUGAAAGACAAGCUGAAGAUGAAGAGACCACAGAGAAAACAGCAUCCCCCAGUGAGAAGAGUGUUUCUACUUCUGGUAUAGAUGAAGCUGCAGCACGACCUCCAAAUCCUGAAGACGCCAUUUCUGAAUCUAUAGGGGAGGACUCCAGGCAAUUGCCAGAAGAAGUGAAGGACACAUCUGCCCUAGGUCAGAUCACUGACGUUGAUGAGCACCAGAACACAAUGGAAGCGUCACAACCCUGUAGCAGCAACUCUGCCUUUCUUUUUAAAUGUUUAAUAAAUGUUAAGAAGGAGGCCACCAAUGUAUUGGUAGAGAUGCACUGGGUGGAAGGGCACAAUAGAGACUUGAUGAACCAACUGUGCACAUAUUUGAGGAACCAAAUCUGCAAAAUUGCCACCAGUUAGUUCUUCUGUAACCAAUCAAUGCUCAUGUUCUCUCCUAUGUCUUAUUUUACACAAUGUUCUAGCAGUCUGAAAGCCCUGCCAUUGGAAUAAUUUACUGACAUCCCAGUGUCCUUUAAAUAAAACCAGUUUUGUUGAGGA